Molecule: messenger RNA, 2925 nt
Organism: Paramecium sonneborni
Lineage: Eukaryota; Ciliophora; Oligohymenophorea; Peniculida; Parameciidae
Source: the annotation of a GenBank genome assembly
AUGGAUAGAUCAAAUUCUGUACCACGUCCAGGAUCUGUAAUGGUAAUUCCUCAAUCUUAAGGAUAAUCCUACAGACCAACUGCUGCAUAAUAGUAAUUUUCAAAUUCUUAGAUGAAAUUCAUGAAUGAUUUAAUUCAGCAACAACCCAGCAGUUAAAGAUAAGCUGUUAGUUAAUAACUUGAAUAAUUAACUCCUGAAGAAAUAAGUGAAAUUUAAAGAAAGUUAGAAAACGGUGAGAUUUUGCAUGGUCUCUCUACACUUCCCGAAGGAGCCAAUAUGACACAUAAAUUUAUAGUUAAAGUGAGAAAACAUAAUCAACCUACACAACCAAUUAAAUAUGUAACAUCUCCUCCACCACCUCCACCUCCAUAAAAGUAUGUUCCAUCAUAUUGUCCAGAAUGUUUGAAUAAGGAUUAAAAGGUAACAAUUUUUUUGAAAUUUAAUAUAGUUAAAACAAUAAGAUGCAAAAAUCGAAUAAUUACUUGAUGAAAUGAAUAAAAUGAGUAAGUUCCUAGUAGACAAGAGUCAAGAGAUUGAAAUUUGGAAAAGGCAGUAUAUGGCAAUUUAAUAAGUAUAAAAAUUACUAAUAAUAUUAUUUAGGAUCUUGCUAAACCUAAAGUGAUUGAUAAUUCAGAUAAGUAUCUUAAAGAAAUUAAUGAUUUAAAAAAUAAAUUAAAUUAAAAGGAUAAUGAAAUUUAAUCACUUGAAACUAAUAUCAAGUAAAUCUAAGAAAACUAAGAUGAAGAACAAAUUGAAUUAAGAGCAGGCAAUAAUGAUUAAGGGGAUUUAGAAUAGUUGUAAAAAGAUUUAUAUGAUGCCUAAUAAGAAAUUGAACUUUAUAAAGAAGAUAAUGAUAGAUUGAAUAAUAAAUUAGUUAAUUUGGAGGCAUAAUUAUAAAAUAAAAAAACAGAAAUUAAAACUGUUUAUAAAUCUGAUCCUGAAACUGAAAAAUAACUCAAUGAACUAUAAAGUAAAUAUUCUUUACUACAAUCUUAAUAUUACAAAAUCUCAGAAUAAACUAAGACAUUCCAAAAAGAAAUUUAAUAUGAAACUAAAGUAAUCUAUUAACCUGAUCCUGAAACUGAAAGGCAAUUAUAAGAAUUAAAAUAAAAGUAUACACUCCUUUAAUCUCAAUAUUACACUCUAUAAGAAACUAGCAAAAUUGUUCAAAAAGAAAUUCAAUAUGAAUCUAAAGUUAUUUAUUAACCUGAUCCUGAAACAGAAAAAUUAUUACAAAAAAAAAUCUAACAAUAUGAAGAACUCUAUGCAAGAUAUGUUUUAAUCUAAGAUUAAUAUACAUCUUUAUAAUAAAAACAAUCAACUUCUAUUUAUGAAACUAAAACAAUAUAUAAGCCUGAUCCUGAAACAGAAAGAUAAUUAGAAAUUAAAAUUGAAUAAUACAAUUAAUUAUAGUAGAGAUAUAAUCAAUUACAAAACUAAUAUUACUAAUUAGAAGAUAGAAGCAAAAUAGUUUAGAAGGAAAUUUAAUAUGAAACAAAAAUAGUAUACUAACCUGAUCCUGAGACAGAAAGAUUAUUAAAAUUAAAAACUCAACAAUUGGAAUCUAUGACAAGUAAAUGCACAAUGUUAUAAGGAUAAAUUGAGACAACAAGAACGUAAAUAGAAUAGUAUUAAACAAAAAUAUAUUAAUUUGAAACAAGAAAGUCAGAGAGUGAGAAUAAUUAAUUAUAGAUUGAUUAAUUAAAAGAGUAAUUAAGAAGAGCAAAUGCUGAGAUUGAAUAAUAUACGAGAAAGAUUUAUUAAUUAGAAUCAAAUAAUGAAUAAACAACAUUUCUUAAAAAGUAGAUUUCUGACCUUAAGAUGUAAUAUGAAUAAGAGUAGCAAUUAACAAUAUAAUUGAAAAGAAGAAUUGAAGAAAUGAAGGCAGAAUAAUCUCAAUAUGAGGUAUAUUAAUUUAGAAUAAGAGAAUUGGAGGUUAUUGUGUAAUAAAAGGAGGAUAGAAUUCGAUAAAUAUAAUUGGAGUUAGAUCAAUAUAGAUCAGAUAUGGUUACUUAUUAAUAAAGAAUAUCUAGUUAUUAAGUGAACAUUGAUAAUAAUGAGACUUUGAAAUAAUAGAUUCAAUAAUGGAGAGAGAAAUAUGAAUAGUUGGAAUAAAAGUAAAGAUAUUAGACAAAUGAGGAGAUUAAUUAAUGGAAGAUUAGAUAUGAGCAAAUGGAAUAGAAUUAUAUAUCUUUAUAAUAAAAUUAUGAGACCAUCUAAAUAACAUUAAAUGAAUAUUAAGAUAACGAGCAAUCAGAGGUUUUGAAAAUAGAAAUAAAGAGAUUAUAGAAAACUGUAUGUUUAAAUAUAUAUGUAUAUAUAGAUUGUUGAAUUGAGAAGUGAAAUUGAUCGAUUGUUAGUUUAAGCUUCAGAUAAUCAAUGGUUAUCAAAACGAUAUGAAGAAUAGUAAUUAUUGAUUGAACAUUAUAAAUCACAAUUAGAAGAAAGAUAAUCAGUGUAACGAGAGUAUACAUAUGAAAUUCAGAAUACAAAUCAAAGAAAUGAACAUGUUUCGAGUCAAAAGAUAGUAACAACAACUUAAUAAUAAUAAUCAAUAACACAUGAUUCAAAAAUGAUUUACCCAUCUUCUAUAACCUAAUAAACUAAGACUGUAGAGUAUAAUUCAAUUCAACCAAAAUUGAGUGAAUAUAGUUCUUAUUAAUCAAAACCUGUAGAAUAUACAAGUGUGUAAUAGAAUGUUCAAUAAAGACAAUCUUAUUAAUAAUCUCAGUUUUUGUAGCCUUCAUAGAUUCUAAUGAAUGAGUAAAAACGAGUAAUUAAUUUUUGAUUAUAAAAUUAGAGUAGAGUGGAAUAGGAGUUUAGUUCUUAGAGAUGGAAUGAUAAUUAUGAAGUAGUGUUGAACGAAGUAACAUAAAAGGAAAAGUUAUUUUCAUGAUAUAACAAAAUAAAUUAAAUAAAUAAAAA